GUAGCCAGCCAGCCAGGUCUCUCGACUUUUGUUGUAAUUCACUAACGACGAAACCUUCAUUAUUUCUCUCUCUUUUUUAUACCGCUACUUCCAGUCUUUUCCUUUCCUCGUGGACACGCAGAUACAGAUACACACACACACUCCUUUACCGGUGUUUUUAUGUGCCGACGUCGCCUCGAGCUCGAUUGCCGCCCGACAUUACUUAGUUCAUAACGCCGAAGAAAUCUCUACGAGGGAGGGAGAAAAAAAAAAGAAAAGAAGGGUCAAUAGAAACAAUAAUAGCAACAGCAACAACGACAACAACGUACGAGAUGUCGACGACAGACCCGGGAGCGUCCUCCAUCACGGUCACAGUCCGAGUGCGGCCGUUCACCAUCCGAGAAGCCGCACAGCUGCAGAAGAACGACGACGGCACCCUGUUCCUCGGAGACGGCUCCUUGGCCGCCGCUCCUACCCCCAAGCUUAAACAACACGGCAUCCGCUCCGUCAUAAAAGUGGUCGACGACAGAUGUCUAGUGUUCGACCCACCGGAAGACAGCCCCGUGCAUAGGUUCUCGAGAUCGGUAGUCCCGAACGGCAAGAAGGUCAAAGACCAGGUCUUCGCCUUCGACCGGAUAUUCGACGAGAACACGACUCAGACCGAGGUAUACGAGGCCACCACAAAGACGCUACUCGACAGCGUCCUCGACGGCUACAACGCCACCGUCUUCGCGUACGGAGCCACGGGAUGCGGCAAGACCCACACCAUCACGGGCACGGCCCAGAUGCCCGGCAUCAUCUUCUUGACAAUGCAGGAACUGUUCGAGAAGAUUGCCGAGCGCAGCGACGAGAAGCACACCGAGAUAUCACUGUCCUACCUGGAAAUCUAUAACGAGACGAUCCGAGACCUGUUGGUCCCCGGAGGCAGCAAGCAGGGAUUGAUGCUCCGCGAGGACUCCAACCAGGCCGUCACCGUAGCCGGGCUCACGAGCCAUCAUCCUAGGGAUGUCCAAGAGGUCAUGGACAUGAUCGUACAGGGGAACGAGUACCGAACCGUAUCGCCGACGGAGGCGAACGCCACGUCUUCGCGAUCGCAUGCCGUCCUUCAGAUCAACGUCGCCCAGAAAGACCGCAACGCGGCGGUCAGCGAACCGCAUACCAUGGCUACCCUUAGCAUCAUCGAUCUCGCGGGUAGCGAACGCGCCAGCGCGACCAAGAACCGGGGCGAGAGGCUCUUAGAGGGUGCGAAUAUCAACAAGUCGCUUCUCGCACUGGGUAGCUGUAUCAACGCGCUCUGCGACGCGCGGAAGACGAACCACGUGCCCUACCGAAACAGCAAGCUCACACGGUUGCUCAAGUUCUCUCUAGGCGGCAACUGCAAGACGGUCAUGAUCGUAUGCGUCAGCCCGUCGAGCGCGCACUUUGACGAGACGCAGAACACGCUACGGUACGCCAACCGCGCCAAGAAUAUCCAGACCAAGGUGACUCGGAACGUCUUCAACGUCAACCGCCACGCCCAACAGAAGGACGCCGAGCGAACCUUCUUCAUCAAAUUCCAGAAGCAAAUGGAGAAGAGGGGAUAUUCUGUGAAGGAAGGAGUGCAGAGGAUCCGAAACGCAUACGAAAAUUCGCUACCCGAAAGGCAGGAGAAGGUGAACAACAUGAAGAAAUUGAGAGGUAUCGAGCGGCGCAUCGGCCUCCUGUCAUCCUGGAUCGCUUCGUUCGACGCCGUCUGCGACGCGAGAGAGGAUGAGGGCGCGAUGCCGUCGAAUCUGGUAGCCAUGCGGAAGACGGCACAGGGCAUCCUGCUGGAGCUCGAAAACAGCCGGUACCACAUCCACCAGAAGUUGGACAGGGCGAACUGGGAACGCGCCAUCGACGGAGCUCUGCAACACAGCAUCAGCCAGCUACCCGCGGGAGACGGCUACGCAGACAACGGCGAAAUCGACAGCCUGACAAGGGAAGCCGAGCUCUUAAAGUGCAAGUUCGCCCGGGAGGCCGACCGCGAAGUCCUGGAACAGGACAAGGUAGGCGAUACGGCAACGAUGCAGGUCCUUCUCACCGCGCAGUUCGAGACGCUCGCGUCGCUCUCCGAGACGAUAAGCAUGAGCGAGGAAGAGGCCGUCGCGCACGCCAAAAGCAUCAUCAACCGCCUGCUCGAGACCGGUUACGCGGCCACCUCGCAAGUCGUCAAACCCGACGGAGUUAAGAUGCCCGUCGAGGCAUUCCCGCCCACGAAACGCGGAACGCCCAAGCGAAAGAAGAUCUCGCUGCUGGGAAGGGAGCCAAUCAAACCCAUCCCGAUCCCGGCGCUAUCAGCCAUCGCGGAAUCUGAGGCAGAGCAGCUGCUGUCGCCCGUCAGGGGCUCUCCGCGACGCCGCAAGGCGCUCAACGCACGGAAAGGGGUUUCCUUCACUCCGGUCAAGAAGAGGUCUCCCUCAAAGCGGGCGGUCCGCUGGCGCGACGACGACGGCGAGACCCUGGCAGAUUUCGAGAAAACCCCUAAGAGAUUCGAGUCCUCGCCGGAUCGAGCCUCGCCAGGAAGAGCGAUACCCCGAUUUAACCCCAUCCCGUUCUCCCCUAUCAAGAACAGGGUAGCUGUGGAGGAGCCAAGCCCCCCCGUUACCGCUCCCGAGGCGACGUCAAGCCUCCCCGUUGCGAAGCCUAACAGGUUUCAAGCAGGCUUCCUGUCUAAGUCUCGGUCCCCGGAUGCCCGCGCCUCUCCCACGCCGCCGACCAUCUCCAUCAACCUCACUUCGCCGGAGCCCGAAGAAAAGCCCAGCCCGUUGCGCAACCUUGACGUAUCCCGAACCGCUAAUAUCGGCUCUCCCGGGUCGACGCGUCGCGCAUCCUUUAGCCCCAAGGCAGCCGCGGCCACGGCCUCGUCGUCUAUCCCCGCGCCUGUCCAGGCUUCGUCACUGUCGACGACAACCUUCCGCUCUUCAUCCUCUUCUUCGGAUGAAAACCACCCCCCGUCCUCAGACGACUCCGAGACAUCCAACUUCAUCGACGCGUCGAAGCUGCGGUCGGCGCUUCACGCGAGCAAGCGACCCAAGAGGCUGUCGAUGCUCGCGGGGAGCGUCGGGGCCGCCGGCUCGGCAGGCGCUCGACGCGUCUCGUCGAUCGGGUCCUUCGGUGGCUCGCACAAGGCCGGCAACGGCGCCGGCUACUACGGCCACAGCUACCACCACCACUCGGCGCCGCUGGCCUCGAGCACCAACGGCAUCUCGCGGAACCGCCGGAGCAGCUCCGAAAGGCGCCGCAGCCCGCCCAUCAGCUGCUCCCCGCCGGACCUGGGCGGCCCCGGGAGCGGCGCCAGCGCGUUCAAGGCCUUCACCCUGGGCCAGGCCAGGCGCAUGAACCUCGCGGGCAGCCUGCGCGGCGGCGCCGGCUCGAGCGUCCUGCAGGCUGCGGGCGCCACACAAUCCGACGGUGAGCGCGGACGCCGCAUCACUAUUGGCGGUGCGGCGGUGACGGCUGGCGGGGUUGGAGUGGGCGGGGACGCGCGCAGAGGGGAGAAGGGGGCGGUGGUGUGGCGAUGA
Messenger RNA from Durotheca rogersii, 3521 nucleotides. Its product is annotated as kinesin-domain-containing protein. NCBI's taxonomy places the organism in Eukaryota, Fungi, Ascomycota, Sordariomycetes, Xylariales, Xylariaceae. The transcript is spliced from 5 exons. Gene Ontology annotation, biological process: microtubule-based movement. Bases 312 to 3521 code for a protein of 1069 amino acids. The record is from RefSeq and is a predicted model, not a curated record. Gene Ontology annotation, molecular function: microtubule binding; microtubule motor activity; ATP binding.